Messenger RNA from Aspergillus bombycis, 831 nucleotides. RefSeq lists its product as uncharacterized. The record is from RefSeq and is a predicted model, not a curated record. The transcript is spliced from 2 exons. NCBI's taxonomy places the organism in Eukaryota, Fungi, Ascomycota, Eurotiomycetes, Eurotiales, Aspergillaceae. The coding region runs from base 1 to 831 and encodes 276 amino acids. Gene Ontology annotation, cellular component: nucleolus; catalytic step 2 spliceosome; striated muscle dense body. Gene Ontology annotation, molecular function: actin filament binding.
AUGGUCAAACCACUAACUUUCAAAGGCGACAAGCCCAAGAAGGCCAAAAAGCGCAGUGCGCCCUACCCACCCAGCAAACCCACUUCCGCGACGAAACUCACGCAAGAGGAAACCGCCGAGCAAGAGUCUACAGCCGAAGACCAGAGCUGGGUGUCGGCGGACGCGCCCUCGGACAUCGCGGGCCCCGUCAUCAUCGUUCUCCCCUCAGACCCUCCGACCUGCAUCGCCAGCGACGCCAAUGGGAAGGUCUUCGCGAGCGCGAUCGAGAACCUGAUCGAGGGUGAUCCGGGCACGGCGGAGCCGCAUGAUGUUCGGCAGGUUUGGAUUGCGACUAGGGUUGCCGGGACAGAGGGGAUUAGCUUUAAGGGUCAGCAUGGGAAGUAUUUGGGCUGCGACAAUUAUGGAAUCCUGAGUGCCGCGUCAUCGGCUAUUUCGCACCAGGAGUCGUUCGUCGUUAUUCCGUCUGAGGUGCCUGGGUCGUUUUGUCUGCAGACUGGUGGUGGUGAUAAGGAGACGUUUGUCUCUGUUACGGAGGGGAAGUCGAGUAAGGCGGCGAGUGGGAGUGUGGUUGAGGUGCGGGGCGAUGCGACGAGUCUUUCGUUUGAGACGACGAUGAGGAUUCGCAUGCAGGCGCGGUUCAAGCCGCGGAUCAAGGCGAGUAAGGAGACGAAGGCGAAGGAGAAGAUUAGCCAGAAGGAGCUGGAGGAGAUUGUCGGGAGGAGACUGGAUGAUGAUGAGGUCAGGAGGCUGAAGAGGGCGAGGAAAGAAGGAAAUUUUCAUGAGGAGGUGCUGGAUGUUAGGGUUAGGGGGAAGCACGAUAAGUUUGCUUGA